Messenger RNA from Mesoplodon densirostris (Blainville's beaked whale), 966 nucleotides. Its product is annotated as zinc finger protein 211-like. The transcript has a single exon. The record is from RefSeq and is a predicted model, not a curated record. NCBI's taxonomy places the organism in Eukaryota, Metazoa, Chordata, Mammalia, Artiodactyla, Ziphiidae. Gene Ontology annotation, cellular component: nucleus.
AUGGGUAAGGCCUUUAUGAGGAGCCACAUAGUCCAUGCAUCCAAGAACUCUUUCACAUGCCAGGAGACUGGGAAGGAUUUGCCUGGUAGCUCUAGCCUUCUCCAGCACCAGGUCACUCCACAAAAGGACGCCAAGUGUGCAGAGGCCUUUCACAAUGGACAUAGCCUCUAUAAAUACUAUGUAUGUGAGAAAGCCUUCAGCUGCAAACACAACCUGGCUCAUCAUCCGAGUGUCCACACUGGAAGGAGGCCUUAUGAAUGCAGUGAAUGUGGGAAAACCUUCAGCUUUAAAGGGGUACUUGUUAAGCACCAGAGAAUCCACACUGGAGAGAGGCCUUAUGAGUGCUGUGUGUGUGGGAAAGGCUUCAGCUGGAAAAGCUCACUCGUUGAGCACCAGAGAGUCCACACCAGAGAAUGGCCUUAUAAGUGCAGCGAAUGUGGGAAAGCCUACAAACACAAAAAUUCACUUGUUAAGCACCAAAGAGUCCACACUGGAGAACGGCCUUAUAAGUGCAGUGAAUGUGGGAAAGCCUUCAGACACAAAAAGUCACUUGUUCACCAGAGAGUCAACACUGGAGAAUGGCCUUAUAAGUGCAGUGAAUGUGGGAAAGGCUUCAGACACAAAAAGUCAUUUGUUCAGCACCAGAGAAUCCAUGUUGGAGAACUGCUUUAUAAGUGCUGUGAAUGUGGGAAAACCUUUAUUUCUAAAGUAAACCUUUUUCGUCACCAGAGAGUCCACACUGGAGAAAGGCCUUAUGAAUGCAGUGAAUGUGGAAAAACCUUCAUUUAUAAAGAUGGUCUUGUUCGGCACUGGAGAGUUCACACUGGAGAAAGGCCUUAUGAGUGCAGUGAAUGUGGAAAAGCCUUUAGCCGCAAAGACUCGCUUGUUAAGCACUGGAGAGUCCACAAUGGAAAAUAGCCUUAUAAGUGUAGUGAAUGUGGGAAAACUUUUGUUUUUAAAUAUUAA